Molecule: messenger RNA, 1467 nt
Organism: Helobdella robusta
Lineage: Eukaryota; Metazoa; Annelida; Clitellata; Rhynchobdellida; Glossiphoniidae
Exons: 2
Coding region: 1-1467 (488 amino acids)
Source: RefSeq, a predicted model, not a curated record
AUGAUGAUCUUAUCACGCAACUGUAGCAAAUCAUCGUUGACGAGAAGCAUUCACCGACUGUUAAUCACAAUUCUUUUCGCCUCCUUCCUCAUGCUGCUCAUCAAACUUAUGAACGUCAACGAACAAACACAUGACGUAUCGUUGUUAGCUUACAAGGAAAGUAGCAGUAUCGUCGAUGUUGGCAAUAACCACGAUAACAACAACAACAACAACCGCGAGAAAAGUGUUAAUAGGUUUGAAAAAUUGUGCCUCAUUAAAUUUCCUUCACCCGUUCAACAACAUGCUCACAAUUCCACGUGGAUAUCAAUCACCCUCCCCAAAUAUAGAAUUUAUUCAUUCAGCGCGUACUACCUGGCAGGCAAAAACAAUGGUGACGUCAUAAUGUAUGUUAUCAGCAACACGACUGCCCUCUUGGUUCCUUUUUGUCUGUUGUGGGAUGCAGAUGAGGAGCAUCACGUGGUCAGAGCAUUCGCUGAAAUGAAUAAGAACAGCUUUAACAAUCUUUUCAGGGAAUAUAGGAUCACCUGUCUAUCGAGCAGAAUCAGUCAACUCAAAGAACCGAGGUACGUAAGUUUAAUUGAAAAUAAAUGCAAACAACCAAACCAUGUCGUAGAUGUGGUUGCCAUUGACAAUCAACAGAAACAAAUUUCGACGCUAGAACCACACAAUCAGCAGCAACUUUGGUGGCACAAAUCUCCGAAGGUCAAUUUCAGUAUUUGUGUCUCUCCGUUGAAUCAGCACUACGAUAAAUAUGAACGUAUGCUUGAGUGGAUAGAACUCAACCGAAUGUUCGGUGUUGAGUAUUUCUUCUUCUACAACUUUUCAACCGGUUCCAAAGUUGAGAAAGUACUGAACUACUACGUGAAUGAGAACUUGGCUACCAUCAUUCAGUGGAAGCUGCCCGUCAAGGUCGACGAGAGGACGGGGGCCUCUGACGUUCACUACUACGGCCAACUGACUGCUCUGAACGAUUGUCUGAUGAGGAGUCGCCUCACUUCCCACUUUGUCGUGAACAUUGAUCUCGAUGAAUUUAUAGUACCAACAAAGGAUCGAACGUUCUAUCAAUUAUUCACCGAUGUUUUCAAGGACAAAAAUGUUAACAUAUCUAACGUACCACCUGUAAUAAUGAGCAUAAGAAACACAUUUUUCAGAGUUCAACAAUGCAACAACACCAAUAACUUGUUCACCAACUGCUCAACCAAGAGGGAAGAUUUAAUUUUCAGACACGGCAGUCGUUCAAAGUGGAUGGCCAGCUCAGAAGUCAUGGACUUAAUUGGAGUGCACGGUCCCCAACUUAAGAACAUUCGGCAGAACAGAGUCAUAAAACUAGAACCCGAUGUGGCUCUAGUCUUCCACUACCACGAACACGAAGAGUGGAUUCAUCCCAUGGUAGCCGAGCUAAGAAUGCAAACUUUUUCUAUUGAGCUGGCAAGCAGACUUCAAAAAAUGCUCACUCAAGUGACAUAA